CAGUUUGAAAGGAUCUGCAGAGGGGAGGUGAAACCAAAACAAAUGAUAAUAAUGAGAGAUGUGUCCAUUGCAAAAUCAGAAUAUAUUCCAAGUGAAAGGAUGAUUUCAAAGAUCCAAGACUUCCAAGAAGACAAGGAACUCUUCAGAUACUGCACUCUCCCUGAGAUUCUGAAAUAUGUGGAGUGCUUCACUGGACCCAAUUAUAUGGCCAUGCAUACAAUGCUGAUAAACAAACCACCAGAUUCCGGCAAGAAGACAUCCCGCCAUCCCUUGCAUCAGGAUCUGCUCUACUUCCCCUUCAGGCCCAGCAAUAAAAUUGUCUGUGCUUGGACAGCCAUGGAGCACAUCGACAGGAACAAUGGCUGCCUGUGUGUGCUUCCAGGCACACACAAAGGCCCUCUGAAGCCACACGAUUAUCCCCAAUGGGAGGGGGGCGUGAACUUAAUGUUCUAUGGGAUCCAGGACUAUGAUGAAAAAACCCCCCGCGUGCACCUCGUGAUGGAGAAAGGAGACACCGUUUUCUUUCAUCCUUUGCUCAUCCACGGAUCAGGCUGGAACAGAACUCAAGGAUACCGCAAGGCAAUUUCCUGCCAUUUCGCCAGUGCUGACUGCCACUACAUCGAUGUGAAAGGCACCAGUCAAGAUGUCACUGAGAGGGAUAUUGUAGGGAUUGGACAUAAAUUAUAUGGAAUUCCGAAAGACACCAGCCUGAAGGAGGUGUCUAGAUAUCGAGCCCGGCUGGUGAAAGGAAGAAGGAUCAACCUUUGAAGUAGCUGCCUCCUGGAGCUCUUUGAGACAAAAACCAAAAGGAAUCAAGAUGCCUGUGGAACAUGUUUUAUUAAUGAGCUGUCCUAAUCUUUCCUGUCACUUGUUAUGAAGAUCACAACGCACUUACAGGGAACUUUAUGGGAUCUGGUUAGCUCUGGGUGAGGGGCUGUUGCUUUAAUGGAUGAACAGGUGUAACAGUGGCCUAUUACUAUUGUCAGGAAUACUACUUUGCACCUAAUAAAGGUCACUGAUGUCUAAUUUAA
This is a messenger RNA of Canis lupus familiaris (dog), 1031 nucleotides long. RefSeq names its product phytanoyl-CoA dioxygenase, peroxisomal-like. The record is from RefSeq and is a predicted model, not a curated record. Gene Ontology annotation, biological process: fatty acid alpha-oxidation. Gene Ontology annotation, molecular function: phytanoyl-CoA dioxygenase activity. The transcript is spliced from 7 exons. Lineage: Eukaryota; Metazoa; Chordata; Mammalia; Carnivora; Canidae. Bases 43 to 768 code for a protein of 241 amino acids.